Vombatus ursinus (common wombat) is the source of this 3771-nucleotide messenger RNA. It is a transcript of the gene RASGRF1, whose product is annotated as Ras protein specific guanine nucleotide releasing factor 1. The transcript has 27 exons. Gene Ontology annotation, molecular function: protein binding; guanyl-nucleotide exchange factor activity. Bases 1 to 3771 code for a protein of 1256 amino acids. Gene Ontology annotation, biological process: Ras protein signal transduction; positive regulation of GTPase activity. The record is from RefSeq and is a predicted model, not a curated record. Lineage: Eukaryota; Metazoa; Chordata; Mammalia; Diprotodontia; Vombatidae. Gene Ontology annotation, cellular component: plasma membrane.
AUGCAGAAAGGAAUACGUCUGAAUGAUGGCCAUGUAACCUACCUGGGGCUAUUGGCAAAAAAAGAUGGCACAAGAAGAGGUUAUCUGAGCAAGAGAAGCUCAGAUAACACAAAAUGGCAAACGAAGUGGUUCGCUUUGCUGCAAAACCUUCUCUUCUACUUUGAGAACGACUCCAGUUCCAGACCCUCGGGAUUGUACCUGUUGGAAGGCUGCGUGUGUGACCGGGCACCGUCUCCCAAGCCGUCCCUCUCAGGAAAGGAAUCGCUGGAGAAACAGCAUUAUUUCACGGUUAACUUCAACCACGAGAAUCAGAAAUCCCUAGAGUUGAGAACAGAAGAUGCUAAAGACUGUGAUGAAUGGGUAGCUGCGAUUACUCAUGCAAGUUACAGGAACCUGGCCACAGAGCAUGAAGCUUUAAUGCAGAAGUAUCUCCAUUUACUUCAAAUUGUGGAAACAGAGAAAACAGUUGCCAAACAGCUGCGACAACAGAUCGAAGAUGGGGAGAUUGAGAUUGAACGACUGAAAUCAGAGAUUGCCUCUUUGCUCAAGGACAAUGACCGAAUUCAAUCAAUCCAAACUGUCACACCCAAUGACGAAGACAGUGACAUCAAGAAAAUUAAGAAGGUGCAAAGCUUUUUGCGGGGCUGGCUCUGCCGGAGAAAAUGGAAGACAAUUAUUCAGGACUAUAUCCGGUCACCUCAUGCUGACAGCAUGCGGAAAAGAAAUCAAGUGGUAUUUAGCAUGCUUGAGGCAGAAGCUGAAUAUGUCCAGCAACUGCACAUCUUAGUCAAUAACUUCCUCCGUCCCUUGAGGAUGGCUGCCAGCUCAAAAAAGCCUCCUAUUACACAUGAUGAUGUCAGCAGCAUCUUCCUAAAUAGUGAAACAAUCAUGUUUUUGCAUCAGAUUUUUUACCAAGGCCUCAAAGCCCGGAUAUCCAGCUGGCCAACAUUAGUGCUCGCUGACCUAUUUGACAUACUGCUGCCUAUGCUGAAUAUCUACCAGGAGUUUGUGAGAAACCAUCAAUACAGCUUGCAGAUCCUAGCUCACUGCAAACAGAACAGGGAUUUUGACAAACUCCUGAAACAUUAUGAGGCAAAGCCAGACUGUGAAGAGAGAACUCUGGAGACCUUUCUCACUUAUCCUAUGUUUCAGAUCCCCAGGUAUAUUCUGACAUUACAUGAACUCCUGGCCCACACUCCCCAUGAGCAUGUGGAGCGAAACAGUUUGGAUUAUGCAAAAUCAAAACUGGAGGAAUUGUCCAGAAUAAUGCACGACGAAGUAAGUGAAACUGAGAACAUUCGGAAAAAUCUGGCAAUUGAAAGAAUGAUCAUAGAAGGGUGUGAAAUUCUCCUGGACACCAGCCAGACUUUUGUGAGACAAGGUUCGCUCAUUCAGGUGCCUAUGUCUGAAAAAGGAAAAAUCACAAGAGGACGUCUGGGGUCACUGUCCUUAAAGAAAGAAGGAGAGAGACAAUGCUUUUUGUUUUCUAAGCAUUUAAUUAUCUGCACUAGAGGCUCUGGUGGAAAGCUACACUUGACAAAGAACGGAGUGAUCUCGCUCAUAGACUGUACCUUGAUGGAAGAGCAAGAAAGUACAGAUGAGGAAAAUAAAGCCUCUGGACAAGAUAUAGACCACUUGGAUUUUAAGAUUGUGGUCGAGCCAAAAGACUCUCCAUCUUUCACUGUCAUCCUUGUGGCCUCCUCCAGACAAGAGAAAGCUGCCUGGACAAGUGACAUUAGUCAGUGUGUAGAUAACAUUAGAUGCAAUGGCCUCAUGAUGAAUGCAUUUGAAGAAAAUUCCAAAGUCACUGUUCCUCAAAUGAUCAAGUCAGAUGCCUCCCUAUAUUGUGAUGAUGUUGACAUCCGAUUCAGCAAAACCAUGAACUCCUGUAAAGUCCUGCAGAUCCGUUAUGCCAGUGUGGGGCGACUUCUGGAAAGGCUCACGGAUCUAAGGUUCCUGAGCAUAGAUUUCCUCAACACAUUCUUGCAUUCCUACCGAGUGUUCACAACAGCUGUGGUGGUUCUGGACAAGCUCAUCACGAUCUAUAAGAAACCUAUCAGUGCAAUACCUGCAAGGUCACUGGAGCUCUUAUUUGCCAGCGGCCAAAACAACAAGCUUCUGUAUGGUGAACCUCCUAAGUCCCCAAGAGCCAAUCGCAAGUUCUCCUCCCCACCACCUCUGUCCAUUACCAAGUCGUCUUCACCAAGUAGAAGAAGAAAGCUUUCUUUAAAUAUCCCCAUCAUCACUGGAGGGAAAGCCUUGGAUCUGGCUGCUUUGAGCUGCUCUUCAAAUGGCUAUGCAAGCAUGUAUUCUUCCAUGUCACCCUUCAGUAAGACCACGCUGGACAUCGGCAAAUCAUAUGUAUUCAGUAACUUUCCUAACAAGAUACCCGACGAGGGUGAAGGUACAGCUGAAAAAAUAGAAGACUCAAGCCCCAACAAACAAAGCUCAGAGGUCUCGGUAAGAGAAGAGUCAGAUAAUGAUCAAAACCAAAGUGAUGAUGCAGACACAGAAACUUCACCAACUAAGUCUCCAACUACUCCAAAAUCAAUCAAAAGCAAAAAUGCUUCAGAAUUUUCACUAUUUUCUUAUAAUAAUGGGGUUGUGAUGACUUCUUGUCGAGAACUGGACAAUAACCGGAGUGCCCUCUCAGCUGCCUCAGCUUUUGCCAUAGCAACUGCUGGAGCCAACGAGGGCACACCAAAUAAAGAAAAGUACAGAAGGAUGUCUUUAGCAAGUGCAGGUUUCCCCCCUGACCAAAGGAACGGAGAUAAAGAAUUUGUAAUAAGGAGAGCUGCAACCAACCGAGUAUUGAAUGUCCUUCGACACUGGGUCUCAAAGCAUUCUCAGGAUUUUGAAACCAACGAUGAACUAAAAUUUAAGGUUAUUAGUUUUCUGGAAGAAGUCAUUCAUGACCCUGAACUUUUGACCCAAGAAAGAAAAGCAGCUGCCAAUAUUAUAAGGACUUUGACACAGGAAGACCCAGGAGACAACCAGAUCACACUGGAGGAGAUCGUACAGAUGGCCGAAGGAGUGAAAGCAGAACCCUUUGAAAACCACUCUGCUUUGGAAAUAGCUGAACAGCUGACUUUACUGGACCACCUGGUCUUUAAGAAGAUUCCAUAUGAAGAGUUUUUUGGACAAGGCUGGAUGAAGGUUGAAAAGAAUGAAAGGACUCCUUACAUCAUGAAAACUACCAAGCAUUUUAAUGAUAUCAGUAACCUGAUAGCUUCAGAAAUCCUCCGAAGCGAGGAUGUCAAUGCCCGAGUUAGUGCCAUUGAAAAGUGGGUGGCUGUGGCGGACAUCUGCCGAUGCUUACACAAUUACAAUGCUGUGUUAGAAAUCACCUCCUCCAUGAACCGCAGUGCAAUCUUCAGACUGAAGAAAACAUGGCUGAAAGUCUCCAAACAGACAAAAGCUUUGAUUGAUAAACUCCAAAAACUUGUGUCAUCAGAGGGCAGAUUUAAGAAUCUGAGAGAAGCUCUGAAAAAUUGUGACCCACCUUGUGUUCCAUAUCUUGGAAUGUACCUCACUGAUUUGGCAUUCAUAGAAGAAGGAACACCCAAUUAUACGGAGGAUGGCCUGGUAAACUUCUCCAAAAUGAGGAUGAUAUCCCAUAUUAUCAGAGAGAUUCGUCAAUUUCAACAAACAGCUUACAAAAUAGAACAUCAAGCAAAGGUAACACAAUAUUUACUGGACCAAUCUUUUGUAAUGGAUGAAGAAAGCCUCUAUGAAUCCUCUCUACGAAUAGAACCCAAAUUACCAACCUGA